AUGCCCAACGACGAGCAAGAGACACCGGCUCCAGAGCAACAGGCACCAAUGCGGGUGGACACGCUGGACCAAGGAAAAGUUAAGCUCCCAGAUUUCGUUGAGGAACAUACCGACCUAUGGUUCUGGCAAGUCGAGGCGGCAUUUGAAGCAGCAGGUAUCGUGUCCGACAAAAAACGAUACUAUACCAUAAUUGGACAACUGCCUACGCACGUUAUGUACAAACUAGCUGAUUUCCGUACCAAUCCACCAGCACGCAACGAAAUGUACAAAAACCUCAAGGCUCGAAUCAUUAACGAAUUUGCCGAUAGCACACAAACCAAACUAACAAAGCUCCUCAGCGACUUAUCACUCGGUGACCGCAAACCGUCACAGUUGUUAGCCGAAAUGCGGACAAGGGCCGCAGCUACACCAGUUACAUACGAGCUCCUAAAGCAGUUAUGGCUCCGGAAUCUGCCUGAACAAAUACGCGCAAUUCUAUCCGCAGACGAGCACAUAACAUUAGUCAACGCAGCAACGAUGGCCGAUCGUAUCAUGGAGGCUACCAAAGACAGCAACUCUUUCAUACACGCUGUUUAA
Bactrocera tryoni is the source of this 576-nucleotide messenger RNA. RefSeq lists its product as uncharacterized. The coding region runs from base 1 to 576 and encodes 191 amino acids. The record is from RefSeq and is a predicted model, not a curated record. NCBI's taxonomy places the organism in Eukaryota, Metazoa, Arthropoda, Insecta, Diptera, Tephritidae. The transcript has a single exon.